Messenger RNA from Etheostoma spectabile (orangethroat darter), 2523 nucleotides. RefSeq names its product gastrula zinc finger protein XlCGF17.1. NCBI's taxonomy places the organism in Eukaryota, Metazoa, Chordata, Actinopteri, Perciformes, Percidae. The record is from RefSeq and is a predicted model, not a curated record. The transcript has 2 exons. Gene Ontology annotation, biological process: embryo development; regulation of transcription by RNA polymerase II. Gene Ontology annotation, molecular function: RNA polymerase II cis-regulatory region sequence-specific DNA binding; DNA-binding transcription factor activity, RNA polymerase II-specific. Bases 834 to 2024 code for a protein of 396 amino acids. Gene Ontology annotation, cellular component: nucleus.
GGAUGUUAGUAUUUGAGCAAGAUGGUGCCUAACGUGAGGAGCAACAGUAGAGUCGCUUAGUUGUGUUGAGAUUGUGUGUUUGUGAGUCUCUUUAUGUCUCUCUAUAUCCGGGUACUCCUGUCUGAACGGACUGUGCUUCUCAUCUCUUCCUGAAUAUUUACCUGUCACUCAUCUCCCGGUUGCUACGGAGAUGUCGACGUUAGCUUAGCCUGCUAGCGGCUAACAACAGCUAGCAUCCGCGUGGCCGUUCGCCGGGGAGAGCCCACGCGGCUCCACCCAGCCCGGGUGUAGGAAACGUGCCUGUGACUGGGUGGGCGAUGUCUAAAGGCCGCGCGCUGAGGGCGCUGGUGGAGCAGCGACUAGCUGCGGCUGCGCAGGAGAUAUUUGGGCUGUUUGAGACCACGAUAGCGGAGUACGAGGAGGAACUGGGUCGGUCCCGGGAGGAGGAGCUGGGUCGGUCCCGGGAGGAGGAGCUGGGUCGGUCCCGGAAGGAGGAGCUGGGGCACCGGGAGGAGGACGAGGGACACCGGGAGCGGAGGGACACCGCGCUCGGCCCUCAUCUCCGGUUACACCGAGCAGUGCUACCUGUAGACGUCCAGCAGGUGUUGGUGAUUAAACAAGAGGUUCCCCCUGAGCAGCAGGAGUGGAGCUCCAUUGUGGACCAGCAGGAGUAAGAGCCCCCCCCUCACAUUAAAGAGGAGCAGGAGGGAGAGCAGCUUCAAGGGCUGGAGGAGGCUGAUAUCAAGUUCCUGUUCACAUCUGUCUCUGUGAAGAGGGAAGAAGAUGGAGAGGAAGCUCAGUCCUCACGGCUUCAUCAAAGACAAACUGAACACAUGGAAACAGAAGCUGAGGGAGAGGAUUGUAGAGGAGCAGAACCAGACAGGAACUUACAUCCAGAACAUAUUUUACAACCGGCUGCUCAUCACCAGGCUUUGCCCUCUGAACCUGAGGCUGAUAACAGCAGAGAUUGGGACGAGACCAAGGAACAUCAGCCAGGUUUAAACCCUCUGCAAAAUGGGGACGUUGCUGUCAGUGAUUCCAGAUGCAGUCCUGCUAAGAAAACGUUUAGCUGCUCUGAGUGUGGUAAAAGAUUCAGGAAAAGGAGACAUUUGGAGGAUCACAUUAGAAUCCACACAGGAGAGAAACCAUUCAGUUGCUCAGUGUGUAAGAGCUCUUUUAAACAGAGUGGAGGUUUACAUGCACACAUGAGAAUCCACACAGGAGAAAAAACAAUCAGUUGCUCAGUCUGUAAGAAGUUCUUUACACGGAGAGACAGUUUGAAGACUCACAUGAGAAUCCACACAGGAGAAAAACCUUACAAUUGUUCCCUUUGUGAUAAAGGAUUUAUAAGCAGGUCAAGUCUAAAGAAACACAUGAUGACUCACGCAGCAGAAACACCAUUCAGUUGCUCAGUCUGUAAGAAAUGUUUUGCAUGGAGUGGACUUUUAGAGCGCCACAUGAGGAUCCACACAGAAGACCCCCCUUUCAACUGCUCAGACUGUGGGAAAGGAUUUUUUUUUAUGUCAAAUUUAAAGAAUCACAUGAGAACUCAUACAGGAGAAAAACCUUUUAGUUGUUCAAUCUGUAAGAAAUGUUUUACACAGAAUGGAAGUUUGACGACACACAUGAGAACCCACACAGGAGAAAAACCAUACAAUUGUUCACUUUGUGUUAAAAGAUUUAUGAAGAAGUCAAAUCUGACAGAACACAUGCGGAGUCAUACAGGAGAGAAACAUUUCAGAUGUUCAGUCUGUGAAAAGUUUUAUUCAAAUGAAAGAUAUUUACACAAGCACAUGAGAAUUCACACAGGAGAGAAACCUUUUAUCUGCUCAGAGUGCAAUAGAGGAUUCUCCUACAGGGAAGCCCUAGUCCGUCACAUGAGAAUCCACACAGAGGAAACCCCUGCAGCUGGAGGAGAGGACUGUGGAGGACCAGAACCAGCCAGGAACUCAGAUCCAGAUGGACUUAAACAACCAGAUACUGAGGAAGAGACUGGAGAUUCCACGUCCAUGGAAAACCCAUAGAGUGUUCAUGAAAGACAUUGGAAGCUUUGGAAUUAUCAUUUGAAGCUAUUGUGCGCAGUUUGUCGCCGACAUGAGAAAUUCUAAAUAAUGACAACAACACUGUCGGUGCGUCCACAUGAUACAAGCCCUUCCUGAUCAAGCUUGAUUUGUGGUUCCGCUAGCUUUCGCCGUAGCCUACGUAAGUGGCCUGAAGUUUAUAGAAAGUGAGAGGGACGGUGACUGUCUUUUGAGCUAGUAGCGACUCUAGAGUCAUAGUGAGAGAAACAAAGUGUCUCCCUUGUUCUUUCUGACAAAAAGGGCUUGAAUGUAACAGACGUUCAUUAAUAUAAAGUUACGCACUAAAGCUUUAAUUUGUUGUUUUUAUUGAAAUUAAUCAUUUUAAUGCUUUGUGGAUAAAAUAUGGAAGGUCCAAUAUGUGUCAGCGCAUAAUUUUUACUAUCAUGUAAAAUUUUCUCUUGUGUUCUGCCUCUGUUAAUAUAAAAAGCAUAAAAUGUUUAAA